Molecule: messenger RNA, 795 nt
Organism: Coprinopsis cinerea okayama7#130
Lineage: Eukaryota; Fungi; Basidiomycota; Agaricomycetes; Agaricales; Psathyrellaceae
Source: the annotation of a RefSeq genome assembly
AUGCAAUUAUUUAAUUAUAUAAACUCAUAUUUUACUUGCAUAAGCAAUAAAAAUGUUUUAAGUUGCAUCAAUAAUGAUGCUCCUUUCCCUUGGCAAUAUGGAUUUCAAGAUAGUGCCGCACCAGGAUUUACAGGAAUAGUAACUUUACAUAAUACACUUGGAUUUUAUAUGAUUGUAAUUUUUUUAUCAGUAGCUUGGGUAUUAUUUUCAGUUAUCUAUUAUUAUAAUGCUGAUAAAAAUCCAUUUGCUCAUAAAUAUUUAACACAUGGUACAGUAAUAGAAUUAGUAUGGACAAUAACACCUGCAUUUAUUUUAAUAGCAAUUGCUUUCCCAUCAUUUAGAUUAUUAUAUUUAAUGGAUGAAGUAAUAUCACCUACUUUAACUAUUAAAGUAGUAGGACAUCAAUGGUAUUGGUCUUAUGAAUAUUCUGAUUUUAUAACUGAUACAGGUGAAUCAAUAGAUUUUGAUUCAUAUAUGAUACCUGAAACAGAUUUAGAAUUAGGUCAAUUUAGAUUAUUAGAUGUUGAUAAUAAAUUAGUAGUACCUGUUGAUUGCCAUAUUAGAUUAAUUAUUACAGGUGCUGAUGUAAUUCAUUCUUUCGCUGUUCCUUCUUUAGGUUUAAAAUUAGAUGCUGUACCUGGUAGAUUAAAUCAAGUAUCAUUUUUAGCAGAAAGACCUGGUACAUUCUAUGGUCAAUGCUCGGAAAUCUGCGGAGUUUGGCAUGGAUUUAUGCCAAUAGUAGUAGAAGCAGUAUCUUCACCUGAUUUCUUAGUAUGGAUUGAUUCAGUAGCAUAA